CUAUUACAAAUGUUACUACUACUACUGCUACUACUACAAAACUUCUACUACCACUACUACUGUUACUAUUAUUAUCGUUACUUUCCAUCUCUGUCUCUUUCUUUUACCCCGUACAAAUGCGCGCGUCUCAUCCUUAGAAUAUCGUACAACAUUCAUUGCCACUUCAAUGAUACAACGUUAGAUCUCCACGUUUAUUCUGCGUAUAUCUAUUUCUAUUUUCUUCGACUUCUUCUCAGGUCAAGUUAAUCGUCUUUGGUUUCCAUGAAAUUGCUUCUGAAAUACUUGAAAAUCUUUGGUAUGGAAGAUACACACAUUGCUGAAUUCUUGGUAAUUGGCUCUUGGUUCGUUUCUUUGAAGAUAGAAGAGAGAAGAGAGAGAGAGAGAGUCUCUUAGCAAGAUGAAGUAACGGAUAGCACUGUACGGGAUUCAUGGCAUACUUAAGCACUACUAUCGUAGGUGGUAGAAAGAUUUAAUGUUGAAAGAAAGAACGUAUGCUAUAUAUUACUGGUAUUCGGUAUUACGAAGAAAUUUCAAAACGUGUUUCGGAGCUUAGGGACUCGAGUUUCAACAUCAUUGAGAAAGCUUCCUUCGAGAACGAGUCUUAUCAAAGAGAAGAGUGUCUUCUUCAAAGAUAUCAUUUAAUAUAUUAGUAUGUAUUUCAUUUUGGAACGACGAAUAAAUAAUCUCGUCAAUGUUAGAAGAAACAGGAAAAUCUAGGUUGGGAUCAAGGACCAACGGCCUCUGUCGUUCUACGGUACUCUACAGGGUUGUGGUGUACUAUAGUAUACUAGCACAGUAAUAGUAGUAGUAGCAGCGGUAGUGUAGAACUUGGAGAAGACCGUUCGACGGAAUGGAAUUCAGUGAGGAUCGUUGAGGCAUUCGGCCUAGGGGUACCGGUACCGCUUCCACGCGAAUCUUGCCAAUGUUCAGUCUCUACGUAUCGACGGGUUUUACAAACUCCGUUGAAAAAAAGGUACCUUCGAAGUAGAUCCUCCUUCUUCUCGUCCACCUCCUCCUUUUUUAGAAAGAGAAAGAGAAAGAGCAAGAGGGAGAGACCUGGAAAUGAAGUCGAGACGGAAGAGGAAAGGUGCGUGGCGAAGGAUCGAAAGAAGAAAGCGAAGAGGAGGAAUAAGAGUACGAGGGGGAAAGGUAAAAAAUAAGGGCCUCCUUCCGCGAGGCGAGCGAACCGGCUCGUACUCGAUAGCAUCUGCGGCUUCCCUCGACAAUAAUAGUGCGGACCAAGAAAUAUGCGCGCGAGCGAGCGAGUCUCCAUUGGCAUGGCUUUGAUGGUCUCUCUCUUUCUGCCUCUUUGGAGAGAGCAGUUGGUGCUCUUGUUGCUGUUGGUCUUGGUGCUGCCGUUGGUACUGGCAUUGGUACUGGUAUAGCUGGUGCUGAAGAGUGGCACGGAGAAGGAGUAUGUAGAGGUACAAGUGUGUUAUGCAGUGCUAUGCUAUCCGGGGUGGUAGUGGUGAGGGUCGACGGGGCCCAGUCAGGGCCCCAGAAAUUCCAACAAGGACAGGGCAUAAUGCGCGACUCAAGGUCGGUUCUACUACUCUCUGGGCUCUCCCGGAGAUGGGAGCACGUUCAGCAGGGUCGUACCGUGACCUCGCCGUUCUCCCACCACCACUGGAAUCACUAACAUCACCACCACUACUACCGCCACCACCACCACCACUAGUAUCAUCAUCAGCACCACACGGGGAUCGCCAGCUACGACAGGAUCGUGGGCCUAUGCCCGCGGCGCCCUGCAUUUCACAUUCCACGCCGAUUAAAAGAACGCGCACCCACUAGAAUGCCAAAGGUGCUCCCCAACGCCGCGAGAACAGGGUCUUCUUUCCCAACGCAGUAGGGCCUCCUGCGUUUUUUGAACGAUUCGAUUUGCUUUGGAAAAGCUUGCCAUUUCGAUAUGGCUAAGAAUUCAACCUCGACGUAUUCAGAUUUCAUAGACCGUUUUGUAAUGGCGCUUGUCAUUUGCGAUUCCUUAACAAACCUCUGUUCUAAAGUAAAAGAGGCAUGUGGUUUAAAUACGCUCAUGUAUCUGUCUUGCAACUUUUGAAAUGUCGUUUGUAAUUAAUUCCUUCGAUGGAAUAGUUGAUCCCUGUCCUGUCAGCAUCGAUUAAAAGUUUCUCAUGUCACGUCAGACAUAUCUUAUUAAUUAUAAUUCGUUCAGAGACAAUCAACGGAAUGAAACGUUUUCAGGCAUUGAAUACCGAUAUCACGAUUUUGAAUAGAAACGAGCCAAUGAGUUUAGAGGCGUAUUUCCGGUAGCUCAUCGCCAUGGUAUCCCCCGAAAGAGCCUUUUGUUCGGCUUAGUUCCUCCUCCUAGAUAUAUUCGGUCGGUUGGAGAAGAAUGGAUGGGAGGGAGGUGGCACGGAGUUUACGUUGGGACGGUCCUGUGGGGCCGAGGAGAUGAGGACCGCCUUUUUAUAGUGGGUAAGAAACAGGCAUUUGAGGCCGCCACGAAUAGAGGGAGAACGAGAGAGACAGACAGACAGACAGACAGAGAGAGAGAGAGAGAGAGAGAGAGAGAGAGAGAACGAGUGAGAGGGGGUAAGAGGAAGAAUACGCAGAAGAAGAAGAACCACGGAGAAGAGAGCGUCUUGGAGGAAGAAGGUGAAGUAAGAAGACGAAGAAGAAGGAGUCAGCUGGUGUUGAUGGUGGGGAGAAGAAGGAUAAAGGGGGGAGGGAGGUAAGAAGGAAGCAGAAGAAGGAGUAGUAAGGGAAGAGAGAGAGAGAGAGAGAGAGGACUCGCGCUGCAAGAAGCGAAGGAAGAGAAGGCAAAAAAGGGAAAAAGGUGGGAUCCCUUAAAAAUUGAGACCCACAGAGGUGGGGAUCGGAAUUUCGGGCCCCGUAAACCGGCCAGUCUCGAAAAGGCCUUCGCGAAGAUGAGGUGAGGAGAAGAGGAGAGACACGCGUUCGACGGCGUUGCGAAAGAGGAGGUAGAGGAGAGAGAAAGAAGUGGAAGAAGAGGAGGAAUGGUGGAGUUGCUGGUGGAGGAGUAAGAAGUAAACGAAGAAGAAGAAGAAGAAGAAGACGACGAAGAAAAGGACGAAAAGGAAGAAGUAGAAGAAGAAAAAGAAGAGAAAGAAGAAGAAGGUAAAGGUGGAGGAGGAGAAAGAAGAAGAAGAAGAGUCGAAGGUGGAGGUGGCGGAGGAGAAAGGAAACAUCGCGUAGCGUGAGCUUCGUGGCCAGUACUCUGUGUACCCGGCAUGGACCGUCAGUACACUCUCUGUGUACUCGUACCGGCGCACCAGUACCGCACGUACGUCGAUAAUUAUCAUCAGCAAUACCACCAUCUAAAUCAUCGAUUCGUCCAACAACGUCAGCAACAACGUCGUGACAUUCAACAACAGCAGCAAUACUUUCAACAUCAACAGGAACAGAUUUACGAGAACGUUGUCUCUCAGUAUCGGAUGAGAAUGUGUUACCACAACGAUUAUGAGAACGACGAGCAGAUCCAACGUUUUUAUUGGGAACAGUGUCAUCGGCAGGAUGACACAGACGCUACUGCCUAUUACUAUUGCGAAUAUGCAAAGAAGGAAAUUUACGACGUGAAGCAACAGAGGCUGUGUCUGGCUCAGGAUGAGUACAAUCACCUCAACAACGCUCUAACGACGCUUGGUGCAUCGCGUACCAGCUUAUGUUCCAGCUCGAGUUCGUUGAGCACCAAGUACGAUCCAGAUCUACUGAAAUCCGAUGUCGCGCUCGCGAGGAGCCGAGUGUCCCGGCUUAAACGAGAACUCGAACAAAUUCGAGCGGAGAUGAACUGCACGCAACGAGGAGUCGACACACUUGCUAGCGUUGAACAAAAGUUGAGCGGUCAUCAUGGAGGUUGUUACAAUAUUACGGAAGCUCAGGCGAUCAUGACAGAGCUACGUAAUAUCCAAAAGUCUUUGAGUUCCGGUGAAAAGGAGAAGGCCGAGUUGAUGCAAUCGCUGGCGCAAUUAAAAGACGAGUUAACGAGGCUGCAGCUCUGCGAGGGUAGCCCGGAGGCUAGUACUCUGAGUUUACCUCAGGAGAAGCUCAGCACCGCCUCUCAAACGGAUCUUUCCGGCGAGUUGGUGCCAAUUGGUACGAGGCUUGCUGAAAUGGCGAGAAUGAGGCUACAGUACGACGAGGCGAGGAAGAGGAUACAACAUAUUCAACAGCAGCUGGCCGAUCUUGAAGAGAAAGUGACUCCUGGUCAAACGGAAAGCGACAAGGACAAGCUGCUACUCUUUCAGGAGAAGGAACAGUUGCUGAGAGAGUUGCGUAGCAUAACUCCAAGGACGAGGACUCAACAGGACAUGAAGAAGAUACAGUGCGAGAUACGACGUCUCGAGCAGGAUCUUAACAACGCCCUGGAGUUGUCGAACAAGACGAUCACGGAUCGAGUUAGAUUGCACGAGGAGAAGCAAAUGUUGCUUCAACAGCUGAGAGACGCUUUGCGUUCGAUGGCGAUGUUGGAGGGACAAUUAAAGAGUCUCAGUGCUAGUACGCUAUCCGUGAGCAGUAGUUCGAGCCUCGGUAGCCUUAGUACGACGAGUAGUAAAGGGUCUCUCAGUUCUGGACUUAGUUUCACCGACAUUUACGGUGGACCACAGUGCUUGGGAUCCGUCAGCUCGCAACAAGAUCGACCAGUCGAUAUGGUUGAUUUACACAGGCGUGUCGAACGAUUGCUGAGAGGCUCGGAACAGAACAAUCACGUUAGUACGCCUUCUCCGGGUAGAUCUCAACCCAGUCUUUCGCCACGGUCGAGUCUUUCGAGCGUUAGUCCACCGGUUUCGCCUCUUUACGAGAAUGCUCCUAUGGGUCCACCACCUGCAUACGAGCAAGUGGAACUACAGAGGAGACAACAGAGAUCAGCCUUAUCGUCGAGUGUUCCUUCCUGUGCUCAUUUGGAUGGCAGUCAGCUCGAGGACAGACUGGCCGAACUCAGGCUAAGUCAGCAACAAAGCUCGUCUCAAGAGCAAGCUGCUCUUCCUCCACACGAUCGCCUCAAACUCGUCGUUGGGCCCCAUCCUCCCGUCGAGUUGCAAUCAGGCAACAUGUCCCAAGGCAGCGGCCUAGGUAGGCCUGCUGCAACCCUUCCUGGAUGUACCAUGCAAUUACAAGAACCACCACCUUUAUCGCCUAUCAGCGAGACACCACCGCCCACGGGUAUACGUUCUAGGGCUAGUAGUUCUGGCACGAAUACCAGAUCCGUAUCCGCUGCUGUUUCCGACGAAAGCGUUGCCGGUGAUUCGGGUGUCUUCGAGGCGUCGAAUCGUCGAAGACUUUCUGGAUUGAUCGGAGAUGUCGAUCCUCUUGUAUCUGGUGAAAUGAGUUUAGAAACGGCCCAAGUACAGAUUAAGCUUAGGUACUCUAUGAGCGAUGGCCUCCUUCAUAUUGGCAUCGAACGUGCACGAAAUCUGGCUGCCCUUUUUAUACCGAACAAUGCACAAGUAUAUAUAAAGGCUGCGUUAUUGCCGAUGCAACCACCUGUUAAUCAAAUGUGUUGUACGAAAGCAGUGACGGAUCUUCGAAAGCCAACAUUCGGCGAAACCUUUCCGGUUGCUGUUCCUUUGAACAAGCUCUAUACAAAGACGCUGCAGGUAAAUGUUUGGUGCAGCGGCAACGAGUUUGAGGAGUGCUUGGGGUCCGCCCAAGUCUCGCUUGCAGACUUCAGUCCAGAGUCGCCGAGCGUAAAAUGGUACAACAUACUUUCCUUUCGCUUCAUGCAGCCGUCCGAUAGUCCUAGUACCAGUACUGGUAAUAGUGCUUCAACCAGUAUAGCGAAACAGGCUAAGCACGACAAACAGGAGUCAGAUAUUUCGGUUUAUCGUGGAACGCAAAAUACCAAGGAAGAAAGUAGCGACGAAAGUACCAUCAUUAGUUCUCAAACGUCGACGUUGACGAGAAAUCAGGGUUGCGAUGAACUCCAAACCGCUGUAUCUUUGAGGCUAGAAGAACUAGCCAAUUGUUUGGGUAGCCCGGAAGAAGAAGAUGAGGAUGGUGGUACCGACAGUGGCAGCGAAGACAGCGAAGAAGAAGGUAUCAUCGUGGAGUUCAUGAUGGAAGAUAACGUUCUGGAGGAUGUUUUAGAGCACGAGGAGGAAGAAGAGCUUAACGAAGAAACAAGAAGGACUCAGGAUAAAGAGACCAACACUGAAUGUAUUUUUAUCCCGGAGCAAGGCAAACAGAGAAAGCUUUCGGCAGCUGGCAUGGUACCGGGUGCUAUUCACGACGAUAAGAAUUCUAUCGUGAUAAAGAGAAGUCAAACGUUUUCACCGAGUGCUGCUGUCAGCAAGAAUCAUUACAUCUGUCGUCUUAAUCGAAGCGAUAGCGACAGCAGCAUGCCUCUCUAUCGUAGAGGUGGACCCUUCCAACGAAAUUCCGUAGAAAGGCGUUCGUUACGUUGGAGGCGACCGUCGUCAGCUUUAAGUUGUAAAACAACAUCCAAGAAGUCCAGUCAUUUGCCUCCAACCGCCAGGACCUCGUUAGAUCUCGAGUUAGAUCUUCAAGCGCAACACGCCAGACUGAACAAUCUUCAGGACGAACUUAGCAGGUUGCGAGAAUUAAAACAACGAUUGGAACAAGCACGCGAGAAGGGAGACACGGAUCUGGCCAGUUGGUUAUUAGAGGAUCACAAGUUCCAAAAUCUGAUGGCACAAGCUGAGAGUGGUAGGAACGGAAAGAGUGCGGAAGAUAAGAAGGUAGAGAAGAUGUUGAAGAAAACGUCGAAGGAGAUAUAUAAGUUGAGAAAGACAAAGGCCGGUAAAGGGAAACCCGACAUUAUAUCUUUUAAAGAAAAAAUGGCAUUCUUCACGCGUGUCAACGUGAACGUUCCUGCUCUCCCACCAGACGAUUUACCCCCAGAAAGUUCAAUGAUGUCCACAGACACGUGCUCGAUAUUGCACAGGAGAUACAUGUCCGAACCAGUAAGCAGUGAAAGUGUUUCAGACAUGUCCACGCGAUUGAACAUUGGAAACACAAUCGCUAUGAGAAGCAGUGCUAGUGCCAUGGGUAACGAUACUAGUGCCGGUAUCGUAGGUUUGACAGAGGACCGUUUGGCAAACGGUGGCACCACGAACAAAAGCGUCAAUUCGAAAGGGCGGCCGAGCGAUCAUAGCUCGCGUGCCACGGAGAAUGGUCAGAAAGAAGACUCGAAAGGCUCCGAGGAUAAUGGCAACGGGGAGCCAAAGAGAUAUGAGUAUGUCGUUGAUAGGGUUCUCGGCGUCGAAGUUUAACGUUCAGCCUUCUUUUCAUCUUUUUCUUCUUUCCUUAUACCUUGAUCUUAAAACGUUCACUGUCCAAUGAUCACGAUGAUUAUUAUUAGAUAUUAAUAAUUCUCGUUAUUUUUCUUGAAUUGUGAUCAAAGGUCUGUUAACCUAUUUCUAGACCAAAAGGAUGACGAACGUGUUAAGUAUCGAUACGACGAAUAAUUCUCUUAGUCUCGAUUUGGUACUCGAGCAGCGCUAAUGCGCCAACUUUCAAGACAUCGUUAUGCGAACGUUAAUGCGUAAAAAGCGACGAUGGCGAGGAUUUUAGGAAAAAAGUUGACUUUUUUGCGUUCAAUCGAUCUUAGGUGCCAUGCGAGAGGAUAGUUUGUAAAGGGUCAUAAAAAAGUAAUUCUAUUUAUUUUUUUAUUAUUUUCUGUUUCUUUUUUUCUUUUUUUCGACUAACAUAUCUCGUUACCGUCGCUUAAUUGACCCGAUGCCGGCGCUCAUCAACGUUUUCUUUUUGUUUUUUCUUCACAUGGGCCGAUUUGCGGAGUAGAAGGAAUGUGUUUAACUUAGAAAAAGCGUUCUGUGUGUGUGUAUAUAUAUAUGCGAGACAAUUAUAAGUUAUUUAAACGACGAGAUUCGCCGAUAUAAAUCUAUAAUUUAAUUUGUUAAAUUUGAUUCGCGUCUUCUUCGCGUUCUUUCUUUUUUCUUUUUUUCUUCUUUUCUCUUUCUUCUUCUCCCUCCCUUCUCUCUUUUUAUCUAUUUUUCUUUUUUUUUCUUUCUUCCUUUUGGCUGUUAUUCCGUUCGUUUUCUCUGCGAAUCAGAGCACACGACCCACCGAGCGCAGCUGGUCUGCGAUUUGAAAAAAGUUAGUAAUUAAAAAUAAAAAGGAAAUUGAAAGAUUAUGCCCUGGUUGGCUGAACUUCGCUUUGACUCUCGGCACUGCCAUUUUCGUAACGUUGUUGUAUUUGUUUUUAUUAAAGCGGUUUUAUUUCGGAGUCUCAACGAGAAAGACUCAACGACAAAAGUGCCUUUAAAAUAAAUGUACACACCGCUCAAGAUGUAUAAUUUAUUUUUUUUCUUUUUUAUCGUUUACCACUGACCGUUCUCCAACAAAAGAAUAAGAAAAACGAGACAAAAAAGAUUACAAGAAAAAAAAACAAACAAACAAACAAACAAGAAGAACAAAAACAAAGAGAAUAAGAGAAAGAACUUUUUAAAGUUUAUCGAUCAAAUCGACACGUUGGAACAAUGUAUGUAUGCGUGUAUGCUUUAACGAUCGGCCCAUUCGUCGGGAACGUAACAUUGUAAAUUUUUUCUCGCCGAGACUCGGUCGAUAAAACAGAGUAUGAGAAGAAAAAAAAACCACAAAUUCGAAAUUUUCGAAUACGACGUUGUAUGUAUAACGAGUGUAUGUAAUAAUAUUAUCGUCGUGUCACUUCGUAGUCGAAUUAUCGUCGUUAUAACGACGAAUAGCACGCGUUCAUUCAAUGAUGGUACCCCGUGGCCAUAUAUUGCGUUGUUGUAUUGUAAUAUCGAGAAACAAGAUGGAGGGACAUAGCGAAAUUUGUAUCGAACGAUCUUGUAAAUAAUUUUGUAAAUAGAUAAUCGACAAUCAUGUUUUAACGCGCUUAUAAAUAUACGUGUAUAUGUAUUAUAUAAUAAAAUGCGAAAAGCGUGCGCCCGCGUUCGCGUCCGCGCCCAAGAUAUUUACGUACAACACAGCGUACGUAUGUGUAUGUGUAUGCACGCAGCGAAUGGGGAGGUAGGAGCGAUGGCGAAUUUGCCUUGUUUAUGUACCUCGCACUUCGUAUAUAUUGUAUUAUUUCUUUUUUUUUUUGUCCUCGAACGAGAGAGAAAAAGAUCAGAAAAAAACGAACAUUUUCUCGUCGCUUGAGAUGAAAGCGAAGAAAAAACACGUAUUAUUAUUAUUAUUUCUCCUUACUGAAGUGCCCGAUCUAUUACACUCAUGUAUUUAAUUAACGUUAUGUUUGUAUUAUUUAGCACGUUACUACGGAGUAUAAGUACGAUAAUGAUAAAAAUGAAUCAUGAUAACGAUAAAAUUAAGGACGAUUAUAACGAUAAUGAUACUUCUCUUCUUUCUUUCUUUCUUUUUCAUAAAGAAAACAACAUUACACGCAUUACAGACACGUACAGACUCUCUCACUGAAAGGAUCACAAUUUACAGCAUGAUUUGUAAGUAACGGUUCGUAUGGUAAUGAUUAAAAAGAGAUAAAUACAAGUA
Vespula vulgaris is the source of this 9429-nucleotide messenger RNA. RefSeq names its product protein kibra (gene kibra). Gene Ontology annotation, cellular component: cytoplasm. The record is from RefSeq and is a predicted model, not a curated record. Gene Ontology annotation, molecular function: kinase binding; molecular adaptor activity. The transcript is spliced from 10 exons. The coding region runs from base 3210 to 7208 and encodes 1332 amino acids. Gene Ontology annotation, biological process: regulation of hippo signaling; regulation of DNA-templated transcription; cell migration. Lineage: Eukaryota; Metazoa; Arthropoda; Insecta; Hymenoptera; Vespidae.